Messenger RNA from Botrytis cinerea B05.10, 1269 nucleotides. RefSeq lists its product as hypothetical. The record is from RefSeq and is a predicted model, not a curated record. The coding region runs from base 1 to 1083 and encodes 360 amino acids. The transcript has 2 exons. Lineage: Eukaryota; Fungi; Ascomycota; Leotiomycetes; Helotiales; Sclerotiniaceae.
AUGUCUCUUAAAACCUGGCCCGAAGAAAAAUAUCCUGGUUGCGAUAUGACGUUGCCAAAAUGCAGAAUAUGCAUAGUUCAGUACUGGAUCUAUCUUUGUGGGUGUAUUAAAUUUACCUGCCCGGGUGUUCCUGAUAUUAGGAAAAAGGGUAGCUGCAUGACGUGCUAUCAGUACCUAUCUAUUGAUGGACAACCGGAGCCAACUACAAUACCAAAGAUUAGGUGUAAUGAAGUACUGACUACUUGUGGGAAAGAGAGCUGUGCGGAGAUCUUCAAGCUUCCGAAGUGCCGAGUAUGCACAAAUGAGAUCAUCAUCUACAAAUGUGUUCAUUUGCAAGUCAAGAAAUCACACCGGUGUGAAGGGUGUCUUCUUAGCAAGAGCAGAUAUCCCAAGAGUCGACCAGAGUUGCGACUUAUACCCCACAAUGAGAAUUUGUAUGGCGGCGAGGUCUGUGAGAAUUAUCUGGACCACGAAGAACUUCGAGAAAAGCGAAAGAAAUUGACUUCCCAGGAAAGAGGUGGUAUUGAACAACUAGACCGGCAGCGAGCGGCUUUCGAUGAAGAGUUCGAAAGAGAAGAAAGGGCUAGGCGGAAGGCUUCGUCAAAGUUCAAUGAGAAUCAGACCCAACACAGUAGUCGACCAAAACGUAAAAACCCUGAUAUUAGUCACCGGAGACCGGAUAUGACAGCGCCUACGAAACCAGUAUUACGUGAACACCGACGCACGCAAUCACAUAGCUACGGUCAACCAGAGAGCCACAGGCAAGUAGACCCUGACUAUCCUAAUAUACCGGACGUUACAUUUCGGAGACCAACGGUGAUAAUGCAUCAAGAGCCAACGCGACCGCCAUACCAGGGCCAUCAAUAUACAUAUGUACGGGAACGCGAGCCAGAAACUCAAUACUAUCACACCCCGGUGAUUACAUCGAGUCAUGAGUCUAUAACACCAGCUUAUGAAGGUCACGGUUCUGCGACACCACCAGCUUGGGAACAGCCACAAUCUCCAUUGAUAAUAGAAGAAGAUGCACAAAGAUAUGCAGACUGGGAAAGACAACGGCAAAGAGAAGAAGCCCGUCCCAAGUAGGCAGAGAGAAGAAGUUCCAGGAAAGCUUCUCAUUAUGGAACCACCUUAACCCGAGAAGAUACACCUCAGAGGAAGUAUAGAGCUUCGAGGCGAUGAUCAAGCUACCAUGCUGAGUAUUCUUCGAUUGAGAUAACGUACUGAGACGAGUGGAUAUUUUCAGUAGAGUUCAAAUCAUUACUUGUGGGA